Molecule: messenger RNA, 4443 nt
Organism: Peronospora matthiolae
Lineage: Eukaryota; Oomycota; Peronosporomycetes; Peronosporales; Peronosporaceae
Source: the annotation of a GenBank genome assembly
AUGACGGAGCAGGAAGUGGACGAGGUCACGACGCCGAGUGUUGUCGUGGGAGCGCGGUGUUACAUUCCAGACGAAGAUGCUGCGUGGCUCCCUGUCUAUGUGGAGGAAGUGGACGAGGUCAAAGGUCUCGUGACCGUGAGGAUCCAACGGGCUCGAGACGAGGACGUACCAAGCGGCGUCUUUGUUGAUCAUGACGACGACGACCGGACGGGGGACACUCGAGUCGUGGCUAUGGAUGUGGGCUUUCCUCUACAGAACACCAAGCUUUCGAACUAUGACGAGGGACUGGACAACUUGAUCGAUCUCAAUCAUCUACAUGAAGCGGCGAUUCUUCGGAACUUGAAGAAGCGCUUUCGAGCUCGGAUGCCAUAUACUUACACGGGAGAUAUCUGUCUUGCAGUGAACCCGUACCAGUGGCUGGAUGAGUUGUACGAACCUGGACUUCACGAGAAGUACAUGCACGCUCAGAAGCAACAGGACGUACCUCCUCACGCGUAUGCAGUGUCCGUCGCAGCGUUCAGGCAUAUGUGUGACAACGGAACGAACCAGAGCAUCCUUGUGAGUGGCGAGUCAGGGGCUGGAAAAACAGAGACGACGAAGAUCUUGAUGGACAACUUGGCCACCAUUGCACCGGCAUCAAGCAGAGCUGCAACGGGUCAAGAGCACAGCAUCACGACACGAAUUAUUGAAGUGAAUCCGCUGCUUGAGAGCUUUGGCAAUGCAAAGACUACUCGAAAUGACAAUUCGAGUCGCUUUGGUAAGUUCACGCAGCUCCAGUUCGACAAGCACCACGCGCUGUGUGGUGCCCAGUGCAUCACGUAUUUGCUGGAAAAGACACGAGUCAUUUCCCAUGAGCGAGGCGAGCGCAACUACCACAUUUUCUACCAGCUUUUGCAUGGUACCACGCCUGAGGAGCGGGAUGCACUGGGACUUGGCGAUGACUGUCCCAAGUUUGCGUAUCUGGAAGAGAAAGCACCUCAACAAGAGUCCCGACCUGGUCGUAAAUCAAAGCUAAGCCCACCAACCCCGUCUGAAGUGCCAGUUGUGCUAGCAGCUGAUACCAAAGACCGUGCGCUGUUUGUAAAGACCCGAAAAGCGCUUGCACUGCUAGGACUUGAGCCUGAUCAACAAGAUGAUCUGUUCCAGGUCCUUUCAGGUGUUUUGUACUUGGGCGAGGCUCAAUUUGUAGAGAACCCUGACAAUGACGAAGCUUGUGACCUGGAAAAGGACUCAAUCGUUUGCUCGUGCUCACUGCUUGGUUUGCACCCGGACACCAUGGCAAAAGCUUUGACUCACCGAACGAUCAAGACUGCUGGCGAGGUGUAUAUGGUUCCGCUCACAGUCGAGCAAGCUCAGUCUGGACGUGAUGCACUUGCGAAGGCUAUUUAUGCCUGCAUAUUCGACUGGCUAGUCGCUGGCAUCAAUGCUAGUCUUGGUGCUGCAGUCCGACUGACUGCCAACACGAUUGGCGUGCUGGAUAUCUUUGGAUUCGAGAGCUUCGAGUACAACUCGUUCGAGCAAUUGUGCAUCAACUAUGCGAACGAGAAGUUGCAGCAGAAGUUCACGGAAGAUGUGUUUAAGGCUGUGCAGGAAGAGUACGAGCUCGAGAAGAUCACGUGGGCUCAUAUCUCGUACGCUGACAACAGCGAGACGCUUGCACUGAUUGAAGGUCGAAUGGGUGUCUUGGCGUUGUUGAACGAAGAGAUUGUGCGUCCUCGAGGGAAUGAGGAAGGCUUUGUCAGCAAGCUUUCGGGUGCUUACCUCAAGCAGAAGAAGCUCAUUGAGUUCCCACGGAUCUCAAAGACUCAAUUUGCGAUUCACCAUUAUGCUGGAACCGUCAAGUACGAAGCUACGGGGUUCUUGGAGAAGCACAAAGACGCGUUGCUCUCGGACUUGUCGGAUUUGAUGUGUGGGAGCCACAAACCGUUUCCUCAAAUGCUGUUCAAAGUGAAGGCCGAGAUCGAAGCUGCUGCUGCUGCAGCUGCAAUGACUUCAAAGCCCUCGUCUUCAGGUGGUCGGAAAAUCGGUGGCGCUCGUAAAGGAGCUAGCAACGCUGGAGCAGACAAGACGGUGGGUAUGCAAUUCAAGCAAUCGCUGACUUCGCUUAUGGGGAACAUCAAAGAGACGAAUGUGAAUUACAUUCGGUGUAUCAAGCCCAAUAGUGUCAAGAGUGCAACGCUGCUGGAAGACAAGAUGGUGGCUAACCAAUUGCGCUGUGCUGGUGUGAUUGAAGCUAUUUGCAUUGCACGUGCAGGGUAUCCGAACCGGUUGCUGCACACGGAGUUUGUCGAGCGCUUUGACUUGUUCUUGAGCGAAACAGAGCAGCUCCAGAUGCAGGAAGAAGAGGAGAAGUGGAGUGCACCCUUUUGUCACGUCUUGGCGAAGCAGUUCAAGCUUGAGACGCCGGAAGAGUAUCAAAUGGGUGUGACCAAGAUCUACCUGCAAAAAGGAGUGCUCGAGAAGCUCGAGCAUGCAAAAGCUCAGAAGCUUUCGGCCUAUGUUGCACGGAUUCAGGCUCAAUGGCGGGGCAGGUGUGCACGCUGCAAGUACGUGGAAUUACGUGGUGCUUUGGUGGUGAUUCAACGGCGAGUGAAAGGAUUCGUCGACAGGUGCCGCUUCCUUCGAGCUCGACUUGCUAUUGCAUUGAUUCAGCGUGUAUGGCGUGGCUACGUUGGACGGUGCGAGUUUCGUGAGCUGCAACGUCAGCAUUGUGCGCUGGAGAUUCAGCGGAUGUGGCGAGGACAUCAGGGACGCAAGCUCUACCUUACUCGGUUGCAUCAAGUCAGUGCUGUGCUGAUUCAGCGCAUGUACCGAGGCCAUAAAGGACGACGUGUCUAUUUUGCAGUGCUACGUCAGACUCGUGUGGUGUCGAUCCAGUGCUUUGUUCGACAAUCUUUGGCUCGCCAGGAGCUCUCAAGACGUCGAGCUGCUUACCUGCUUGCACUUGAAAAGGAGGAACGGAGAAGAGCAGAAGAAGCGCUAGAACUUGCAAGAAAGCGUGCAGUGGAAGCGGAAGAGGAGAGACAACGGAAGCUGCAAGAAGAGCUUGCUCGAUUGGAAGCAGAGCGUCGACUGGAAGAAGAACGGAAGCUGCAGGUGCUCUAUGAAGACAGUGCCGUGCUCAUUCAACGACAUGUUCGUGGAUACUUUGCGCGGUGUUUGUUUGCUGACUCACUGGAAGAAGCCGAGGAAGCCGAGCGAUGUCGUCGUGAAGAAGAGGAAGAGCAAGAACGACUGCGGUUGCAGGUUGAAGCUCAACGUCAGAGAGAAGAAGCGGCACGGGAAAAGGAGCGACUGGCAGAUGAACGCAAACGGAAGGCGAUUGUAAUGCGUCAACGUCGAGAGAAUGCCGUGAAGGCCAUGCAACGGAUCGUUCGUGGGCAUUUGGCCAGGGUGGAGUUUGCAGCGAUCAAGGAAGCGGCUCGAGUGAAGGCAGAAGAAGAAGCGCUUCGAAUGGCGGAAGAAGCUCGACGGAUGGAGGAAGAGACUCGCAGAUUGGAGCAAGAGACCAGGAUCAUGGAGGAACAAGCGCGCAGAAUAGCGCAAGCAGUCAGGAGAAAAGAGGAAGUAGCAGCUACGCGUCUGCAGAGUAUCCAGCGUGGCCGUUUGGCUCGUCAGCAGUUUUCAACGUUCAAGAUUGAAAAAGCUGAGCAGGAACAAGCACAAGAGAUUGCUCGUGCUCGAGCUUUGCAAGAGGAGGCAAUGGCUCGUGCUCGAGAAGAAGAGAUGGCUCGGGCGACACAAGAGCGGGACAACGAGAUUGCUCGUGUACGUGAAGAGAACACGAAGCUGAAACAGCAGCUCGCAGAGCUUCAGAAAGCCAAUGAGGAAUUGGAGGCAGCGGUGGCCGAUUACAAGUGUGAGCGCAAUGUCUUGAAGGCGUCCAACAACUUGAACGAGGUGGAGCUGACGCAGAAACUGAACGUCCAGCGCCAGGAUCUUGAAAGUGCGCGCAGUGCGUACUCGACUUUGUGCGAAUUUGCGGGCAAGAUGGGGAGUUCACGCCGCUUGACUGAACCUGAAGAGCUCAAUCCGUCCGAGAGUUCGUCGACGUCAGGCGACGAUGAAGCUGAGCAGUGGAAAGAGGAUCGACCGACGAUUGAUUCGACAUCUGCUUCCUACUUUGACAGCGAUCGGCCGUCAACAGACAUUGCCAAGCUGCUCAGUAGCAGUGCCUCGCGUGCCUCGCGCCUUGCGAGUGUGAUCCAGCAACGUCGUCAAAAGACGUCUCAAGUGGUCCAGCAGCGUCAACAACAAGCAAGUUCGGCUUUGCAGCAUCGAAAGGAGUUGCUUGCUCAACGGAAGGAGACGCAACGCAAGGAGCAAGCGGUGCAAAGUACAACCCCAGCCGUCACGAAAAGCAAAAGGUGGGCGGGUUUAUCUCGUAGCAAGACUGCAAAGAAGGACAAUGGACCCAUUGAGCUGUCCGACCUUCUUGGGUGA